Molecule: messenger RNA, 3423 nt
Organism: Stegastes partitus (bicolor damselfish)
Lineage: Eukaryota; Metazoa; Chordata; Actinopteri; Pomacentridae
Product: xylosyltransferase 1-like
Exons: 11
Coding region: 1-2799 (932 amino acids)
Biological process (GO): heparan sulfate proteoglycan biosynthetic process; chondroitin sulfate proteoglycan biosynthetic process
Cellular component (GO): membrane
Molecular function (GO): protein xylosyltransferase activity
Source: RefSeq, a predicted model, not a curated record
AUGAACGGUAACCCUUGUGCCCGCAGGCUGGCCCGGCGCUCCCGGUCCGCCCUGCUGGUCGCCGCUCUGGCCGUCCUGCUGGUCCAGACUCUCAUCGUGUGGAACUUCAGCAGCCUGGACUCCGGGGACGGAGGCGCCAGGAGCCGGGAGAAGAGAGAGGAGCGGACCGGGGGGCUCAACAAAGCCGACGGGGAGCACCCGAGGAGGGGGCUGCAGACGAAGGGCGACCCGCCGCCGCCGCCGCUGCUCGGGAAGGCGGCCGCUCGGCACAAGCUGCAGGCGGACGUCUACCACUCCCACCGCCCUAAAGAGAAACUUCGGCCAGACAGCAACAACAACGAGAACUCCGUCCCCAAAGACUUCGACACCAUCGACAGCAACAGCAACCUGGGAGCUCAGUCGCAGCACCAGCAGGCGCCAGUCGGAAACAACAAACGCAAGCCUGAGAAGGCCCAAGCUCAGAGCGUUCUGUCAAAAUCUGACGUCCUCAAGUUUCCCCCCGUCCAACCCAGAGUGACGGGCCACAACCACAACCACACUCACAUCCGCAAGGCCCACCCCCAGCUGCCCACCGCCCCAGCGCCAGCCCCGGGGUCCAACCAGGAUCCACCCUUCUACCAGACUAGGAAGCCGGCUUCUCCGUCACUGCCACCCGGUCCAGAGGCCAGAAAGGAGCAGCCACAGUGCGAGAUCAGCGGCAAAGAAGCCAUUUCAGCCCUGUCCAGAGCCAAGACCCGCGAGUGUCGGCAGCAGAUUGUGGAGGUGUACUGCAAGCACAAAGAGAGGGCGCUGAUGCCGGAGAAAGUGCCACGAUACUGCCCCAUCGAAGGUAAGACUAACGUCAAUGUGCAGUGGGAUGAAGACGCCUCGGAUGCUGCCACACCUGUACGAAUUGCUUUCGUCCUGGUCGUCCACGGUCGAGCUUCACGACAGUUUCAGCGUCUCUUCAAAGCCAUCUACCACACCUCUCACUAUUACUACAUCCAUGUAGACCAGAGGUCCAACUACCUCCACAGAGAGGUUCUGUCUCUGGCCGGCCGGUACCAGAACGUCCGGGUGACUCCCUGGAGGAUGUCCACCAUCUGGGGCGGGGCCAGCCUGCUGACCAUGUACCUACGCAGCAUGGACGACCUCCUCAAAAUGACUGACUGGUCCUGGGACUUCUUCAUCAACCUGAGCGCUGCCGACUACCCCAUCAGAACCAAUGCACAGCUGGUGGGUUUUCUGUCCAAGUACCGAAACAUGAACUUCAUCAAGUCCCACGGCAGAGACAAUGCACGGUUCAUCCGUAAACAGGGCCUGGACCGACUCUUCUACGAGUGCGACACUCACAUGUGGCGUCUCGGUGACCGCAAGAUCCCCGAAGGCAUUGCCGUGGACGGAGGCUCCGAUUGGUUCCUGCUCAACCGGCCCUUUGUGGACUACGUGGUCAACUCCAGAGACGAGCUGGUUGGCAACAUGAAAAGAUUCUACGCCUACACACUGCUGCCCGCCGAGUCGUUCUUCCACACCGUCCUGGAGAACAGUGCCCACUGUGAGACCAUGGUGGACAACAACCUGAGGCUCACCAACUGGAACCGCAAACUGGGCUGUAAGUGCCAGUACAAGCACAUCGUGGACUGGUGCGGCUGCUCGCCCAACGACUUCAAGCCCUCAGAUCUGCCGCGAUUCCAGCAGGCCUCUAGGCCGACCUUCUUUGCUCGGAAGUUUGAGGCCAGCGUCAGCCAGGAGAUCAUCAGCCAGCUGGACGCCUACCUGUUUGGAUCUUUCGCCUCUGGAACACCAGGCCUGCAGGCCUACUGGGAGAACAUCUACGAGGAGGAGACGGACGCACCGGCCAGCCUCUCGGACGCCACACUCAGCCACUACCACGCCUUCACUCGCAUGGGACUGUCCAGGGCCGCCAGCUCGCUGCAAGGACACCCCAACGACAACAGCUGCAGGUACGCGGCCAUGAGCCACCCGGUGUCAGUGCACCUCUACUUCCUGUCGGACCAGUUCCAGGGCUACCUGGUGCGUCAUGUGGCCACCAACAGAGCCUCCACCCAGCUGGAGAGUCUGGAGACCUGGGUGGCCCCCAAAGACCACUUCAGCCUGGCCAGCCCCCCCCACAGCACCAACAGACUGCUGCACAUCCAGGUGGGGUCAGACUGGGAUCCAAAGGAGCGUCUCUUCAGGAACUGGGGAGGCCUGCUGGGCCCUGAGGACGAGCCGGUGGCUGUUCAGCGCUGGAGCCGCACUCAGAGCAACCUGACGGCUACCGUGGUGUGGAUCGACCCAACCAACGUCAUCGCCGCCACAUACGACAUCCUGGUGGACGCCUCCGCCGAGGUCACGCACUACCGGCCGCCGCUCACCUCACCGCUGAGGCCCGGCGUCUGGACGCUGAGGGUUCUGCACCACUGGAGCCCGCUGGGCCAGACCAGCUUCAUCGUCGCCCCGCUGGAGUUUCACCGACAACAGCCGAUACAGCAAGAGGCGGCCCGGCGGCUGCACGGCGGCCCACCCAGGAACUCCUACAUGGAGCAGAGCUUCCACGGCCUGAACCCGGUGCUGCGACUGCCGGUGAGCCUUGGUGCCGUGGAGGAGGCCGAGGCCAACGCCGGCCUGACGGGGGCGCCGCUGCGUCGCUGGCUGGACGCCCUGCUGGAGGCCCACUGGUCGGCCUCGGACGUCUGCUCGGCGGGGCCCAGCGCCUGCCCCGUCAUGCAGCGCUGCCGCCUCACCGCCUGGAGCUCCGCCAGCCCCGACCCCAAAUCCGAACUGAGCGCGCCCAGAGACGACGGACGAAUCAGGUAGCAGGCGGACGGACUGAGGGAGGACGAGCAGAACAAAUGAAGGAAAGCCGAUAUUUAUUUAUUUAACGUUUGUGGGAACGACGGAAAACUGUCUCCUUCAGUCUGAUCUCACUUUAAUUUGGGACUACGAAGCUGCGAGUGAACGAGUGAAUGAAUGAGUGAGUGAUGGAGGAGCGUCAGAAGAACUCUAUACCUCUAGUUGUGUCUCCUGGGUUAGUUUGCUUUACAUGUUCACAUGCUAAAACGGACGUGGACACUCGUUUUUAGGCUCAUUAUUUAGAGAGAAAAACAACAAACAAACCUUAAAACUGUGGCACCAAUUCAAGAGUUCAAAUCUGUUUUUAUUGGGAUUCUGUUUAUUGGAUUCCAGGCAGUUAUCCUGAAUUAUUUUAAAGGAAACCUCCCAAUCAGAGAACUUUUAUACGAAUAAAUUCUAUGAAGGCAAAUUGAAAAGUCAGUCAAGUCACUUAUUUAGACAACACAAGUGUUUUUGAAUAGAGAAAUAAGAUCACAAAUUUACUGGCCAAGAUCUUACAUUUAUUUUCGAAUUUACCUGACUAGUUUGAAUAUUGACGUUAAAACCCUAUAAUAUUAUAAACUGCAUCAAACUGCCUGACUAAUUUAA